Messenger RNA from Musa acuminata AAA Group (dessert banana), 3058 nucleotides. RefSeq names its product phosphatidylinositol-3-phosphatase myotubularin-1-like. Gene Ontology annotation, biological process: dephosphorylation. The record is from RefSeq and is a predicted model, not a curated record. Lineage: Eukaryota; Viridiplantae; Streptophyta; Magnoliopsida; Zingiberales; Musaceae. The coding region runs from base 140 to 2635 and encodes 831 amino acids. Gene Ontology annotation, molecular function: phosphatidylinositol-3-phosphate phosphatase activity; phosphatidylinositol-3,5-bisphosphate phosphatase activity. The transcript has 19 exons.
UCUAGGAUGCUUGAAGAAAUGAGAAGAAAUAAGACACAGCGGUAGGGGAAGGUAUCGCGGAGGAAAAGCCUUCUCUUGUUCGUUAGAUCGACGCCCCGCGGUUCGUCGCACCACCGCCGUUGAGGCCGGGAAUAAGGAGAUGGAGGGCUCUGGCAGUUGGGAAUCUCUCGUCGUCGAGUGGACUCCGGAAGAGUUGCGCCGGUCCGAUUCACAAUUGCAUGGCAUGACCGAAUUCCUAUUGGAAGCCGAGGACGUUAUCGUACAGGGGCAUGGAGUUGUUCUAGUGAAUACCGAUGAGGCGGGUACGCUGGCAGUUACAAACUUUCGCAUUCUAUUUGUGAGUGAGGUCUCCCAGCAGGUGAUUGAACUUGGUACCAUUCCAUUGGCAACAAUUGAGAAGUUCAGUAAACAUGCCGUGAAGCUUUCUUCAGUUCCUCGUCAGUCUAGUAAGACACCAUCACGUCGUCUUCUUCAAGUUGUUGGUAAAGACAUGAGAACCAUCAUGUUUGGAUUUCGACCCAAAACCAAGCAGAGACGUGCUGUGUUUGAUGCCCUUUGUAUGUGUACGAAACCAGAAAAACUGAAGGAUCUUUACGUGUUUGUUUGUGGUCCUUCAACAUUCAAGAAUGACGAUCCAAAAUUGCGGUUACUUAAAGAGUAUCAUCGGCUUUUGGGUAAAGGUUCUUUCCAUGCAUCAAGUACUGGAAUUGGAGAUGGCCUCUCUCUGUCCAAUAACUGGUGGAGAAUUACUUCAAUAAAUUCCAGUUACACAUUGUGCCCCACAUACCCGUUUGCACUAAUUGUGCCAAAGAGCAUAUGCGAUGAAGAAUUACUGCAAGUUUCUAGUUUCCGUGGUAGGUGUCGAUUUCCGGUAAUUUCAUGGUGUAAUCAUGAGAAUGGAGCUGUUCUUGCACGAUCGUCACAGCCAUUAGUUGGUCUUAUGAGUCAGCGGAAUCCUGCAGAUGAGAAGCUUGUUGCCGCACUUUGUGGAACUACUCAUAGGGGUUCCCGGAGGAAACUCUAUAUUGCUGAUGCAAGGCCUAGGAAGAAUGCCCUUGCAAAUGGCGCUAUGGGAGGAGGUUCUGAGUCCUCAUCCAAUUAUUUCCAAUCUGAGGUUGUUUUCUUUGGUAUUGAGAACAUCCAUACCAUGAGGGAGAGUCUUGCUCGCCUUAGAGAUUAUUUGGAUACCCAUGGCACAACAUCAUCAGAUGGAAUGUCAUCUUUCUUGAGAAAUGGUGGGUGGUCAUGGGGUGGUGGCAACCUAAGCAGUAUGUCUGCAUCUGUUUCAACCCUUGGUGAUACUGGCUGGUUAAUCCAUGUACAAAGCUUGCUGGCUGGUUCUGCUUGGAUUGCUGCACGUGUUGCCCUGGAAUCUGCUUCAGUUCUUGUGCACUGCAGCGAUGGAUGGGAUAGAACAACUCAAUUGGUCUCACUUGCUAGUGUGUUGCUUGAUCCAUUCUAUCGGACGAUUGAAGGAUUCCAGGCACUCGUGGAAAAGGAUUGGCUUGCAUUUGGGCAUCCAUUUUCAGACCGCAUGGGAUUUCCAACAGUGUCUGGAAUUAACAACACACCUUCAGAGUUAUCAAGGCAAUCUUCUGUUGGGAGUUUGUCAUCGUCACCAUUGCGAAUGCCUUCAGGGUCAGGGUUCACAUCCUCAGCUGGUAACACAACACAUGGACAAACGUCAAAUAAUUGUUCUCCCAUUUUUCUGCAGUGGAUUGAUUGUGUCUCACAGCUAUUACGGAUGUACCCAUGUGCUUUUCAGUUUUCUUCAGUUUUUCUGGUUGACUUUCUGGACUGUGUGCUGUCUUAUCGUUUUGGAAACUUCUUAUUCAACAGUGAGAAGGAGAGGCAGCAAAAUGGUGUUGCAGAUGCUUGUGGGUGCAUAUGGAUGUACUUAGCACGGUUACAUGCUCCUGAAGAUGGCUCUCAUGUCCACUAUAACCCUUUCUAUGAUCCAGUGAAAUAUGAUGGUCCAUUAUUACCUCCAGCAGCAGCAUUAGCCCCCACACUAUGGCCUGAAUUCCAUCUGCGCUGGGCUUGCCCUUCUGAAGCAGGAGCUGGUGAGGUUCAAUCUCAGUGGCGCACCAUGACUAAGAAAUUUUCUGAAAUUGCUAAGGCAAAGGAGAUUGCAGAAUCGAAGGUUAAUGAGCUCCAAUUAAGUCUGGAUUUGCUAACAGCAGAAUUGCAGAAAGAAAAACAGUUCCGUAAUUCGGCUUUAGCCAUGGCUAAAAGAGCCAGCAGGGAAAGUCUGGCUAUAAAACGUGCAGUACAGUCGCUUGGAUGUAAAGUGCAUUUCUUAAGAGGUGAGAGUGAUGCGGUGAGUAUAGGAAGCUCAUGGUCAGAAACAAGAGAAGGGUUGACAUAUUCUGGCAGAAGUGACUCUGAUGCUAGAGGACAGCCUGAUGAAAAGGCUGAUCUGUCUGUUUCGAUUUCAGCCACAGAGGAUAGCAUGGUCGCCAACUGUGAAAUCAGCCCAGAAUGUGAGAACAUAUGCCCCUUCCGCACAAAAGAGGGUUGCAAGUGGCCAGAUGCUGCAUGCGCACAAUUCGGUAGUCAGUUUGUUGGUUUGAAGGCCAACUUCGAUGCAUUUGAUAGGCUUUCCAUUUAUGAUGGCUAUUUCGGAGCAGAUUAAUGUUCCACAAUCUAUUAUGCCUGUUAUGGAAUUCUGUUUUUUGGUGUCUUCCAUCCGGUGAUCUGAAGAACGGAACCCCCCAGCAACUGAAGGCAGGAACGUUAGGUCAAAAGCACUCCACAAUGGAUACACUAGGUCAGAUUGAUACCUACUGAGUUGCCGGAGGAAUAUGAGACUCCAAUGCAUCUCGGCAAGUGCAUGUGUCCGUCUGUCUUUCGCUUAACCAUGUUGGGUGGUCCCGAAAGGAACCGCAGAUUUAGGGACAUUGUAAAUUUCUCGUCGUAUGUGCAUAGGUUCUCCAAAAGAAUAUAUACCCCCCUGGGUGUAGCAUCGUUGACAGUUCUUUGAUAGAAUCAUAUGUGCUACAUUUGCUAAUAUGAUAUUGUUCUCAAAUAAAAUCAAUAAGAUGUACAAGUUACAAAA